This is a messenger RNA of Neogale vison (American mink), 1820 nucleotides long. RefSeq names its product chaperonin containing TCP1 subunit 6B (gene CCT6B). Gene Ontology annotation, biological process: protein folding. Gene Ontology annotation, molecular function: ATP-dependent protein folding chaperone; ATP binding; ATP hydrolysis activity. The record is from RefSeq and is a predicted model, not a curated record. The transcript is spliced from 14 exons. Lineage: Eukaryota; Metazoa; Chordata; Mammalia; Carnivora; Mustelidae. The coding region runs from base 68 to 1663 and encodes 531 amino acids. Gene Ontology annotation, cellular component: chaperonin-containing T-complex.
CCGGGAUUUCUCUCGAGAUCCGGGCUGAGGCUGUUUUCAGUUGCCGGGCCGCACGCUUGACGCUGCUAUGGCUGCGAUAAAGGCGGUAAACUGCAAGGCCGAGGUGGCGCGGGCCCAGGCGGCCUUGGCUGUCAAUAUAUGUGCCGCCCGAGGGCUGCAGGAUGUGCUGCGUACCAACUUGGGGCCUAAAGGCACCAUGAAAAUGCUUGUUUCUGGUGCAGGUGACAUCAAACUCACCAAAGAUGGCAAUGUGCUGCUCCAUGAGAUGCAAAUUCAACACCCAACAGCUUCCCUGAUAGCAAAAGUAGCAACAGCCCAGGAUGACAUUACAGGAGAUGGUACUACUUCCAAUGUUCUAAUUAUUGGAGAGUUACUAAAACAAGCUGAUCUUUACAUUUCUGAGGGCCUGCACCCUAGAAUAAUAGCUGAAGGAUUUGAAGCUGCUAAGAUAAAAGCACUUGACGUUUUGGAAGAAAUUAAAAUUAACAAAGAGAUGAAAAGAGAAAUCCUCUUAGAUGUGGCUAGAACAUCUCUGCAAACUAAAGUUCAUGUUGAAUUGGCUGAUGUGUUAAUAGAGGCUGUGGUGGAUUCUGUUUUGGCUGUUAGAAGACCGGGUUAUCCUAUUGAUCUCUUCAUGGUAGAAAUCAUGGAGAUGAAGCAUCAAUCAGAAACAGAUACAAAAUUGAUCAGAGGAUUAGUUUUGGACCAUGGUGCCCGUCAUCCAGACAUGAAGAAGCGAGUGGAAGAUGCAUUUAUCCUUACUUGCAAUGUGUCACUAGAAUAUGAAAAAACAGAGGUGAGCUCUGGUUUCUUUUAUAAGACUGCUGAAGAGAAAGAGAAAUUGGUAAAAGCUGAAAGGAAAUUUAUUGAAGAUAGAGUACAAAAAAUCAUAGACCUGAAGGACAGAGUCUGUGCUCAGUCCAAUAAAGGAUUUGUUGUCAUUAAUCAAAAGGGAAUUGAUCCAUUUUCCUUAGAUGCUCUUGCAAAACAUGGCAUAGUAGCUCUUCGCAGAGCAAAAAGAAGAAAUAUGGAAAGACUCGCUCUUGCUUGUGGUGGAAUGGCUGUGAAUUGUCUUGAAGACCUUACUGUAGAUUGCUUGGGACAUGCUGGUCUUGUACAUGAGUGUGCUUUAGGUGAAGAAAAGUUCACUUUUAUUGAGGCCUGUGUUAACCCUCGUUCUGUCACCUUGUUGGUUAAAGGACCGAAUAAGCAUACUCUGACACAAAUCAAGGACGCUAUAAGGGAUGGACUUCGUGCCAUCAAAAAUGCCAUUGAAGAUGGCUGUGUAGUUCCAGGAGCAGGUGCAGUUGAAGUGGCAAUAGCGGAAGCCCUUGUUAAUUACAAGCAUAGUAUAAAAGGAAGAGCUCGUCUUGGAGUCCAAGCUUUUGCUGAUGCCUUGCUCAUUAUUCCUAAGGUUCUUGCUCAGAAUUCUGGUUUUGACCUGCAGGAAACACUGGUAAAAGUUCAGGCUGAACAUUCUGAAUCAAAACAACUUGUUGGUAUAGAUCUGGAUACCGGUGAGCCCAUGGUAGCGGCAGAUGCAGGAGUUUGGGAUAAUUAUUGUGUGAAAAAACAACUUCUUCAUUCUUGCACAGUGAUUGCCACCAACAUUCUCCUGGUUGAUGAAAUUAUGCGAGCUGGUAUGUCUUCUCUUAAAGGGUGAUUGAGUUCAAAAUCAACUCUUCCAGAAGCUGAGAUUUAGUACAUUUACAUCAGCUACCAUUAUAUAACCUGAGCCAUUCUUAAUUUUUGCACAAUAAAAACGGUUUAUAUUUGCUGGCCUUAGCAGUCUCAAUAAUACUACAUCAACGUAUAAAGAA